Molecule: messenger RNA, 2637 nt
Organism: Zychaea mexicana
Lineage: Eukaryota; Fungi; Mucoromycota; Mucoromycetes; Mucorales; Lichtheimiaceae
Exons: 4
Coding region: 456-2297 (613 amino acids)
Source: RefSeq, a predicted model, not a curated record
CUUAUUCGUGCUACACUCAUCAUGGGUUUUUUUUUCAGCUUUUCGCUCUCGUGAGGCUUUAGUAACAAUGAAUGAUUCGGUAGGUUUCAAAUGCCUUGACCCGCCAACCAGGCCGAAUAAGUAACCAGUACUUUGGUGGUUUCUUAACCCACCUGGAAAUCAAGUCACAGCAGAGAGUAGAAAGAGGCGGGCAAUGCUUAGUCGCCGAGUAUUUUUUUUUUUGUUUUUCUGGGACCGAGAAAAAAACAUCUGCAAGCCAAGCGCGGAGAACUGUCGCAUUGAAUGAUCUGCUUUUUUUUGUGUGUUUGCAAAUCCUAAUAAGCAGCAUUUUUUUUUCUCUCGUUUUGCCUCUCUCUCACUCUUUCUUUUGAAGCACCUUUUUUUAUCUUCUACUUUCCUUACCUUUUCUCUCUCUCUCUCCCUACCACCCUACUCACCGUUUUUACUCUUUGUAAAUGAAUAUUCAAGACUAUAUUCCAUCUAAUGCAAAGGAAUCCCAACCUUUGCAUUAUGCAAACGGUGAUGACCUUAUUCGCUCAAAUAACUUUGAGUCCAGCAGACGCAUAACGGCAUCUUCUUCGACAAUGCUUUCGAGUAUCCCAGAAAACGAGGCUGCUACAACCACUAUGGCUCCGGCGGUACCGUCCAUAACGACAACACAAGGCAUGAGCAACGCUAAUAAUAUGUCUUCGUCGAUUGCUGUUGGCGACGACUUUGGACAGCAACCAGCAACACAAGAUUUAAUUGACAGUGACACGCAAGAUUCAGUACAAGACACAUUGGACCCAGCAUUGCUGCUUUCUCGAUACUCUCGGUACGACAAGCGCAAAAGUAGUCCUGCAGUAUUGGGCUUAUUGCCAGGUCUAAGUCAAAAUCAACUGGCCAUGCAUUUGUCACAGCAACGAAAUUCGAUUGAGGCUGCCAUGUUGCUCGCCAAUUUGAAUAAGCUUAGUACGGAAGCCACUACAGCUGCCCCCACAGCAAGCAACAGCAGCAGUAGCAGCAGCAAACCUGAACAAGGCAACAAGGGCACACCAUGGCAGGAUGACAUGUCUCUUGAGACACAGCAAAAGUCUAGUUGGGAUGACGAUCUCGGCACCUCUUUGGAAGCAGAAAGUAUGCGGCGCCACUCGUAUGAUGUGGGCAUGACCUGGAACACCAUGCCCGAAUCUUUCCUUGGCCGGUCCGAUCUCAUGCCGAAUCUUGGAAGCUCGUCUUCCUCCACCGAAAACGAAGAAAUGGAAGUGUCAGCAUCAAAGCUUACAUGGACGCAAGAUGGUAUGGUCGUGACUGGGAACGACACAGGCUCUUCGACGACAGGCGAAUAUGCACACAUGUUUGAAUUCAUGCAGCAUCCAACAUCUCCACGACCGCCCUCUUCGCCACCAUCACUACCACCAUCAUCAUCACAAACGCCCUCGUUUCCAAAACACUCGCCGUUUUAUUACCAGCAGUUACCGCCUCCACCCUAUCCGCCUCCACAUCCAUCGUAUCCUGCAUACCAACAACAACUGCAACACCCGCAUCAGCAAACCCAAGGUGUUUCACAACCGCCUCUGCCACAACAUCCUCAGAUGACUGCCCAUCACGACCAGUCUCGUCCUUUACCGCCACCUCCACAGCCGAUGGAUCCUUACUAUCGUCCGUACAACCAGCAUCCAAUGCAUCCUCCUCCACACCCUUACUAUUAUCAUCCUCACCAACAGCCACCGCCACACCAGGGCCCUCCACCGUUGAUGCACCCAGCACAGAUACCCGGAUCGAUGCAAGCUGCACCACCCCCUCCUCCCGCGGCACCACGAACCACAAAACGGAAAAAGGCCAAGGUGGAUGAAGACGAAGGCGAUGUGGUGGAGCCAGGCGACCCUGAUUUCCCUGACAUGGCACAACGAGACGUUGAAGCUGCUCGUAAUGAUCCAGAGGCUCGUCCAAGACGUCAAAAAAUGCGUUUUGAUGAUGACCAGUAUACUCCACGAUGGGUCCGUUAUAAUGGUCAGGCCAAGGAAGGUCUUUGUGAUACGUGCACGCCGGGCAAAUGGUUACAGCUCAAAAACAGUGCUUUUUGGUAUCACAAACAGUUCUUCCACGGUAUUUCUUCAGUUUCGGGUAGACCAUUCAUCCAGCCAGUGGAGACUCGAUGGGUUGACCAAGAUCUAGUGGAAGGCCUAUGCCAUCAAUGCGGUCAGUGGGUUGCGGUCAGCAAUGUCAAAAGGAAGAACAGUGUUCUGUGGUAUCGUCACGCACACAAGUGUCACGUAUAUCACAAACCUAAAACGGGAACACCUAAAAAACGUUAAUAUCGUAUACCUUGUCCUUCUCUUUACUGCACUUUCAAAAGCACACUCUCCUAGCACAUCUCGAACGCACACAACCACACAACCACACACACACGUACACAUAUUACCAUCACACUAGCAGUAACAACAUCAAAAGUUUUUUCCUCUUUAUUUUCAUACACUUUGCUUAUCGUUGUGCUCUGAAGUAUUAGUAGAAAACACAUCACACACAAAUUUUAUUUUCUCUUUGUAUAUAAUAUUGUUAUCCCUCCCCAGCCUUUUUUCCUCGCCCUACACUUUUCCUUUUCAUUUGUAUGUUGUAAAAAAAUAACGCAAAAAUAGCUAUAAUACACUCUUUAUC